Messenger RNA from Fraxinus pennsylvanica, 5142 nucleotides. The record is from the annotation of a GenBank genome assembly. Lineage: Eukaryota; Viridiplantae; Streptophyta; Magnoliopsida; Lamiales; Oleaceae.
AUGGAGGUCCAGGAUGAAAUCAUGUUAAACCCAUUAAAAAGACGUUUUGAAGACAUGGACUCCAAGCCCGAAACUGGUGAUGAUACCUCUAUACCUAGCGAGUAUGAGAGGAAGGUGUAUGAAGUGGCAAUGAGCAGGAAUACAAUAGCAGUGUUGGAGAAUGGGGCUGGGAAAACCGCGAUACAAACUAUGAUGAUCAAAGAAAUUGGGAAAACUUUAAAGAAUAAUAAGUGUGAAAAAAAGUUGAUUAUUUUCUUAACACCCACUGUUCAUCUUGUUCAUCAGCAAUACGAGGAGAUAAAAUCUCACACAGAGCUUGAAGUGGAAGAAUACUAUGGAGCUAAAGGGGUUGAUGUGUGGAAUGUCAAGACUUGGGAGAAGGAAGUUGAUGAGCAUGAUGUGUUGGUUAUGACACCUCAAAUUUUGUUGGAUGCUUUAAGGAAGGGAUUCUUGAAUUUUCAAGUAUUAUGUUUUAUUAUACUAGACGAAUGCCAUUUUGCUUCCCGUAAACAUCCUUAUGCAAAGAUUAUGAAGGAAUUUUAUCACAAAUCUUCCAACCGGCCCAAGAUUUUUGGGAUGACAGCUUCUCCUGGGAUCAGAAAUGGCCUUUCUGGAUCCGGCUUCUUUUCCAACGGAGACUGUCAGAAGCAAAUAUCGGAGCUCGAAAGUCUCUUGGAUUGCCAGUUAUAUACAAUUGAGGACAGGGUGGAAACGAAAGAAUUCAUCCUCAUGGCAAACCAGAAUUCCAGACUUUAUGUUCCGGCCAUGCCUUCCAAUUUGGAAUUAAAAGAGGAAUUAGAAUCUUCAUGUUCUAAGGUACAUACAAUUGGGGACAGGAUGGAACCGAAAGAAUUCGUCCCCUUGGCAAACCAGAAUUGCAGACUUUAUGAUCAGGAUUUGCCUUCCAAUUUGAAAUUGAAAAAGAAAUUAGAAUCGCCUUGUUCUAAGGUAUAUACAAAUGAGGACAGGACGGAACCGAAAAAAUUCAUCCCCAUGGCAAAGCAGAAUUGUAGGCUUUAUGAUCCUGCUGUGCCUUCCAAUUUGGAAUUGCAAGACAAAUUAGAAUCUUCAUAUUCUAAGUUUGAUGCUGUUUUGCUGGACUUCCAAAAGUCGCUACAAAGUCAGCACAGAGAUACUGACGAUAAAUGUGAGAUUCUGAGGAAAAGAUUGGAAAGUGAUCAUGCAAAGAUUCUGUUUUGCCUUGAAAAUCUCGGGCUUCUUUGUGCUCACGAGGCUGUUAAAGUCUGUCUUGAGAAUGCUCCAGAUGUUGAAAAAGAAUGUGUAUUUUACCGUGAAGGAGCUUUGCGUUGUGUAUAUUUUCUUGAAGAAGUGUUGUCAAUAUUUGAAGAAUCAUUGCCAGAAGAUCAUGAGAAACUUCUGGAUGUUCAUUAUGGUGGUUUGGAGGCUAUUGCCAAGGGCCAAAUAUCUUCAAAGCUACAUGAGCUCCUCGAAAUUUUUAGAUCAUUCGAGAAAGCUAGACAAGUCUCGUGCAUCAUAUUCGUUGAAAGAAUAAUUACUGCUAAAGUAAUUGAAAGAUUAUUAAAGAAAAGUACAGACUUGUCCCAUCUUACAGUUUCAUGGUUGACUGGAAGUAACUCUUCAGUUAAUGAACUUGCUCUGAAAGUACAAAGAGAAACCUUGGAAUCAUUCCAAUGUGGGAAAGUCAAUCUUUUGUUUGCUACUGGCGAUGUUGAGGAGGGAACUCAGGUGCCCAAAUGUUCCUCUGUAAUAAGCUUUGAUUUACCAGAGUCAGUCCAUAGGUUUGUUUGGUCAAAGAGCCGAGCUUGUCAAGAUGAUUCCCAAUAUAUCUUGAUGCUAGAGAGGGGAAACAAAAAUCAAAUAGAUACAAUGUUUAAUCUCGUUCAGAGUGAGUAUUCUAUGACUGAUAAAGCCAUAACAAGAGACACUGAUGGUUCUUUUACAAAAGCUUCUGCUACAAAGGAAGUACCUGCAUACCUUGUGGAGGUGACUGGGGCAUCAGUAGCUGCAAAUUCUAGCAUCAGCCUUGUACAUAGAUAUUGUGACAAACUUCCUAGAGAAAAUAACGUUGUUCUCAAGCCAACUUUUGAGUGCUUCCAGGAGGGGAGCUUUUAUAGAUGUAAACUGGUUCUACCUCCCGGUGCACCCUUUCAAACUAUCACUGGUCCUGAAUCUAGAAGCCGGCAUUUAUCCAAACAACUUGUUUGCUUGGAUGCAUGUAAGAAGCUGCACAUGAUGGGGGCUCUCAACGAUCAUCUUCUUCCUGUCAAUGAAGAGCCUCCACAGAAUGAUUCCACCCUGAAAGGCAACAUGUUAACUUCUGGUGCAGGAACAACGAAGAGGAAGGAAUUACAUGGGACAACCUGUGUGCGCACGUUGUCUGGGAACUGGGGAGACAGAGAUGAUGGUGCCUGUUUUCAAGCAUACAAAAUGGAAUUCUCUUGUAGCAUUGCUGAAGUGCAUUAUUCCAGUUUUCUUCUCUUACUCGAAUCAAAGCUGGAUGAUGAUGUGGGAAACAACGAAGUGGAACUCUUCUUGCUCAAAAAGUUUGUUAGAUGUUUUGUUUCUUUCCAUGGUGAAAUAUAUCUGGAUUCUCAACAGAUGGCAAAAGCAAAAUGCUUUCAGGAGCUAUUUUUCAAUGGUUUAUUCGGAAAAUUGUAUGUCAAAUUGUCAGGGAAAAGAAGAUUUUUACUUGACACUGAGGAAUCAUUAUGGGAUCCUCUAAAUAUGUAUCUGCUUUUGCCCCUGGAUUCAGUAGACAAACCUACCGGCGAACUUCUGGAUAUCAGUUGGACUGGAAUUGAAUCUUGUGUUUCGGUGGUAGAAUUUUUGAAGAAAAAUGCUUGGCUAAAAAUUCUUGAACCGAAGGAUGACUCUGAAAAUUCACUAAUUCACUCGAAUGAUUCAGUUACAACUAAAUUCAAUGGCCAUGUCAUUGAGUUGGCCAAUAAAUCUGUUUCUGUAGACAGCCUCAAGGAAAUGGUGGUUGUGGCCAUCCAUACUGGCAGAAUUUAUUCUAUUGUGCAUGCCGUUGAUAACACAUCUGCUGAAAGCCCAUUUGAAGCAGAAGAUACCAAUUUUCAGUCGUAUGCUGAUUAUUUUCACAAAAAGUAUGGAAUUGUUCUAAAGCAUCCUGAACAGCCUCUGUUGCUUCUGAAGCAAAGCCAUAACUCACACAAUCUUCUUGUGGAUUUCAGUAAGGAAGGUGGAAAUAAAUCUAAAAAUAAAUGGACAACGGGCAUAGAACAACAACAUGCUCACAUGCCCCCAGAACUUUUAGUAGGCACUGAUAUCAGGACCGACAUCUUGAAGCCAUUCUACCUUCUACCCUCAAUAAUGCACCGUCUGGAAUCUCUGAUGUUGGCCAGCCAGCUUAGAGAUGAAAUUGCAGGCCCUGCUGGCGGCUUACAUAUAAAAAGCUCCUUGAUUCUGGAAGCUCUCACUACUCUAAGAUGCAAUGAAAGUUUUUCCAUGGAGCGCUUGGAGUUGCUUGGAGAUUCAGUUUUGAAGUAUACUGUUAGCUGCCACCUCUUUCUUAAGUAUGCCAAGCUUCAUGAAGGACAAUUAUCUAGUCGUCGUUCGAGGGCUGUUUGUAAUGCAACUCUACAUAAAUUGGGAACUAAUCGCACCUUGCAGGAAUAUAUACGUGAUUGUGCAUUUGAUCCGCGUCAAUGGACUGCUCCUGGACAACGUUCUAUAUGGCGUACUCCGUGUGAUCAUGAGGUGGAUACCAGGGAAGUGCCCAUGGAUGAUAAAUUCGUAACUGAAGAUGAAAAACUAGUCGUUGGAAAGAGUUGUGAUAAAGGACAUCGGUGGAUGGGUUCAAAAACCGUCUCUGAUUGUGUUGAAGCACUCAUUGGGGCAUACUAUGUAGGUGGCGGUUUGACUGCUGCUAUUCAGUUGAUGAAGUGGUUAAGCAUAGGUGCCGAAGUUGAGCCUUCGUGGGUAGAUGAUGUUAUUAAAACAGCAUCACUCCGUUCUUAUACCCCAAAAGCUAAAGAUAUUAAAUUACUAGAGUCGAAAAUUGGUUAUGAAUUCUCCGUGAAGGGAUUGUUGCUAGAAGCCAUAACACAUGAACACGAGCAAGGUGUUGACUACUGUUACCAGAGGCUUGAGUUUCUAGGCGACUCAGUGUUGGACAUACUUGUUACAUGGCAUCUUUACCAAAGUCACCCAGAUGUAGAUCCGGGGGAGUUGACAGACUUGCGGGCUGCCUCCGUUAGUAAUGACAAUUUUGCCAUUGCUGCUGUUAAACAUAAUCUUUACCUGCACCUUCAAUAUGGAUUUUCAAAUCUUGGAAGUCAAAUAUCAGAAUAUGUAAAGUCUGCAUCAGAUUUAAGCAAAACCUCAAUAUUAACUCAAGCUAUAAAAGCUCCAAAGGUACUUGGGGACUUGGUGGAAAGCAUCGCCGGUGCAAUGCUUAUUGACACCAACCUUGAUAUGAAUAAAGUCUGGAAAGUCUUUAAGCCGCUAUUGUCUCCAAUAGUGACUCCUGAUAAUCUUGAACUUCCUCCAUGUCGUGAAUUGAUUGAAUUAUGUGACUCUCUUGGCUACUUUAUUAAAGUCAACUAUACACUGAAAGGAAACACAAUGAACGCAGAACUUAAGUUACAACUUAAAGAUGUGAUGUUGCUUGGGCAUGGAUCGGGACAUGACAGGAAAGCUGCAAAGGGGAUGGCAGCUGUUGAUCUGUUGAAACAAUUAGAGGCAAGACGGAUUGUAUCUUCCAAGCGGAAAAAGCAAGGGACCAAUGAUGUCGACGAUUCUUCCCGAGGCUUAGAUUGCAGUAUCAUCAGCCAGACACACAACCGAACUUCUGAACCGCCACAGAAAAAGCUGAAGCUUGUCACCCCAGUUAUGCCACCUAUUAACAUGAACAAAGGAGGACCUCGGUCCUCACUUUUUGACCUCUGCAAAAGGCUACAGUGGCCAUUGCCUACUUUCCAGACAUACGAGGAAAAAUCCAAAACUCCAUUUACAUUCGGUGACAAGCAAGGCUUCAAUAAGUUUGAAUCGCGUAUCAAAUUGGUUAUACCCGACUUUGGUGUUAUAGAGCUCACAGGCGAGGCAAGAGCCGAUAAGAAGGCUUCACUUGAUUCGGCUGCUCUUCUCAUGCUGUAUGAACUCGAGAGACAGGAAAAGGUCAUCAUAAGCGUAGAAUGA